Molecule: messenger RNA, 27109 nt
Organism: Bactrocera dorsalis (oriental fruit fly)
Lineage: Eukaryota; Metazoa; Arthropoda; Insecta; Diptera; Tephritidae
Exons: 2
Coding region: 24118-25638 (506 amino acids)
Source: RefSeq, a predicted model, not a curated record
CCCAAAGUCCAUCUUCCUCAUAUUUGCUUAAAUUAAACUCCUCCCGAAAUAAAAAUAUUUUUAAGCAAUAAAUUGCCUUAGCCAUCCACCUGGCAUGAUGAAAUCCUCUAGGUGCCCGAAAUAUGAACUGGGAUACCGUACCACCAAGAAAAACUAAAACUAGCUGGAGUAAUUCUUUAUAAUACUCUCGUGGUUGAUUUUCACUGACAUUCUGCAAGGCGAAUUCUAUAAUUUCUGAUGCGUCCACAAGUGUAUCUUUCACAUAGUUAUCCUCAACACCACAUUUGAAAUUCAUUUGAUUUAUUUUCCGCCAACUCUGUUUAAAUCUGUGAAAUAUUUGAACACCAGGACCAGAAGACACUUGCAUUUUUUGUUCAAAUAUGCUCCGCAAAAUUAUUUCCAGAAUGUGAUGUCGGCAGGGUAAAUAUAAAAGGUCUCUCUCUAAUUUUUGCUCUAAAAUUAUACACGCCCCUUGAAAACGUCCCAUAUUGGACGCUGUAGUAUCGCAGCAGAGGGCAGAGAGGAAUGGGAAGGCCCCAUUCGCUGAGCAAGUUGUAUAUGGCUGACGCCUGUUGCUUUCCCGGGAUUCCAAGCAAUUGUUCAGUACCAUUGAAUGAUAUCACUACCGGUAGCCGAUCAACGUGCUCUGAGUUGAUCAAAGAUGGUAAAAUUUUACCAUCCCAAUGAACCACCACUGCAGUUAUUUCCUGGUUUUUGAAGGCGCGAUAAAUUUUUUGGGCAGAUUCAACUCGAAAUCGUGAACGAUACCGUCGAAGGGAGGUUCCGUUUAUAAUGAGGUCGUUAACGCCAUGUUUUAAAGCUUGAGCAGUUGCUAUUAGUAUUCGUACCGCAUCACGAUCACUUACUUUGCAUUUAUCCAGAACUGUGGCAAGCUCGGGUGUAAUAAAGUUGAUUCGCGCCCGAUUUUUCUUUACAUUACUAGGACGCGGCAAAUCGUCGAAAUCUUUGGAUUAAUCUUCAUCAUCUUGCUCAUUUUCACUACCUUCAUCUUCAGUUAACGUGCAUUCGGGAUUUUUACACUCGCCUAUUAAACAACAACACGAAAAGGAAAAAAUUUCUACAUUUUGCAACACACUUGACACAAACAAUAAAAAUAUGGUGAAACUAAAAUUUUUACGCUAAACAACGUCAAACUCGAACCGUAUUAAAUUAUAAUCUUACCAUGGAUGUUAGCAACAUAUUCGCCGCUUUUACGUUUUCCUACAGCUUUGCGAUAGAGUUACCUAUUUUCUUUUUCCAACAAGGCCCGAUCUGAACCAAUCAUUGAACCGGGUCUCCCUUCCUUCCUUUGGCUUAGAAGAAAUAAUUUAUCUUCCUCAAUCGUAAUUAUUUUUAGGGCAUCAGCGUGGGCAAUGUCAAAAAGUUAAUAAAAGUUGCAACAAAAUCUUGCUCCCGAUUUUCCUGCGUUGUUGUCCGGCGAUUAGAGCUCUUCUGCAACCCCUUCCAUUCCUGAUACAAGCCUUCAAGUUUUAAAACACUUUUGUCCACAUUCUUCGUUGGUAUUCGUGCUUUAGCCCAAAAAACCUCCACUUCUAGCAGCACCACGGAGACUAAAUUUUACUUAACGAAGGUUAUAAAAAAGCAAACGCAAAACUUGUUCGUUGGAUGGCAACUUAGCACCGACAAUUUGGCUUUCAUCAUAGUCAAGGAGAUAUAACUUUUCUUGUGCCCUGGUUUCCAUUUUUAACUUAAUUUAAUUUAAUUGUCUUAUUUAAAUUACACGAAGUAGCACACUUUAUACUUCUUGAUAAACUAAAUAAUUAUCACGUCUGUAUAUGCUCGACCGAAUUCACAGAAUAAUAGUAUUUUUAAAAAUUCUUUUAAAUGAAUAUGCGAAUCAUGAAGGAGGCCAUGACUUCAAUAACAAUCAGUUUUUCAAAAACAUAUUUGAAUAAUUUUGCUACAUUCCAUAAUCCUAAAGGUAUAACCGUGCCAUAAUAUAUAACAACGACAGCGACAACCUAACAGCUGAUGCAAAUGUUGUAAAUUUUUAGCAUUUUCCUCACUUUCUCGAUUAGUUUUUAGUAAAAAUCCAUUUUCGGACUAAUUUAACUAUUUCUAAUAAUUUAAAUAAGUUUUAAAUGUAAGUAAUAAGUGUCUCGAAAAUUUAUCGCGCUUGGCCGCCUUGUCAAAAUAGAAAUAGAUUUAAUCUGGCGACAGCGGCAGUCAUGAUUGACUGCCCCGUAGUCGUGUCGCGCCCAAAAAAGUCAUCGCCAUUGAAUCAUGUGAAAAAAUAAUUUCACAGUUGUCGCGAUACCGCGGCCAUCUCCAAUGUGGGCAGGCUAAUAGUUGAGCAAAAAUCAAGUAAAAAUACAAAUUCAAGCAGGCCGGAAAAAAUGCAACGAAUGGGAAAAAUCUUUAAAUUCCGUAAAUCAAUAAGCGAUUGCUUAGGUUAUACGGUUAUCGUUAUCGUUUAUGGUUAUAAAUAUGGCCUAAACUAAAGAUGAUUACGAUUUUAACGUUAGUUGACACUUUCGUGACAGUAAUUCCAUGGAACAUUAUAUUCCGCUGUAAGUAUUUUCUACACUGCUAGUCAUAUCAGAUGCAUUCUAUGGUUAUGGUUAUGUCACCAUAAGUUUAUUCUUCAAUGUCUCGGUUAUAAAUUUAUUAUAAAUAAUGCCAUAAUACUAAUUUGUCAGUCAACAUCGUAGUUAUUCAAAAUUUGUAAAACAUGGUCACUUUACCCUCGUUGCGGCACGUCUUCCCAUUAUCCUAUCGCCAAAAUUUUUUGCAGAACAUAAUAUUAUACUCUAAUGCAAGUUUUGGGGGGGUGUGAGACCCUGUACGCUAUAUUUUUUUUUCUUCGGUAUAGCUAAGGUGCACCCUAAUGUAUAUACAUAUGCUCACAUGGAUAUCUUUCAGAAAUUUUAUAUCUAGAACUCUAUACCUUUGUCUCUUCUCACCCCGCUUUUCAUUAUCUCUCAUCAAUAUUACAUUUUCCACUACCUCCCCACAGCAAUAUGAAACUAUCAUAUAUGUAUACACAUCAAAGAGCUGCAACGAGUACGAUUAAAUCAGAUCAAACAUUCGUGACAAAAAGUCACUCAAAUCAAUUCAGUUAAUCAUAGACAACGUUGUUGAUCGAUUCGAGUACCCGCCAGCGUCAACUGAUUUGAUGCAACACGAGCAAUCUGUUCUUAGGCAAUCGAGUAAACUGUAUGGCUGGCUUCGGUUCCAAUCGUAUCAUGUCAGUUAAUAGCGUUGCGACGAUUGUUUGAAUCGAUGUGAACCUGCGGGUAAACUACGAGUAAAUCUACGAGUUCAGCAAACAACAACAAUUUUAUUUUGGAUUGAUUUCAAUCAUGUAUGGCAAAACAUGUAUUAACUUUGAACAUCUGCGCAUGUUACAAAUUUUCGAUACAUACAACAAAUGUAUGUAUGUAUAUACGUAUGUACGUACUCGAUGAAAUUUCCAAUAUACAUAUGUACAUAAUGCACAUACAGUGAGUUCGUAAAGUGUUCACGUAUAGUAAUAGUGCAUUGCUGCUGAUCUUUAAAAAAAUUAACAUUCAAAUUAAAUUAUGUUUUAGGAAAAGUAACACUUUUUAACAUAAACAAGCACAUCAUUUAAUAAUCUCUUUUGGCUAUGGUAGAUAUAAAGUAAUACAAUUUAUGUGAACAUUAUUUGGACUUAGAGGUAAAGUAACGAUUGAAGUUCAAUAUCUAAUAACUUGUGGGACCGCCUUUAGCUUUAAUGACUGCUUUAAUACGGUCAGGUAUAGAGUUGAUUAGAUUAUCUAAAAUUUUCGGAAAAAAGCUAUUCCAAACUCGUUCAACAUGAGUCCAGAGUUUAUCUAUGGUUUUUGGUAUUUCUUUUUGAACAAUUAACCGUUUUUUAACAAUCGCCGAUUCAUAUCGGGUGACUUAGCUGGCCACUCCACCACCCGAAUUCGGUUAUUUUUCAACAAAGGUUUUUUAAUACGGACGGAAUGUUUAGGGUCAUUGUAAUGCAUGUGUAACAAAUCACCGGGUUCACAUCCAAAAAUCUAGAAGGUAGAGAUAAGUGAAUCCUCUAGAAUGAUAAUAUAGUCCGUGGCAUCCAUUAUUCUGUUUUUCUGCCACAGAAACAACCCCACACCAUAAGUAAACCACCUCCGAAUUUAAGCGCGUGCAGCAUAUUCCUAGCCGUGGGAUCGCAUCGCUUGUCAUACCAUGUACAAAUGCGUGUAUCUGAAUUAUUUACGUUUCGUGAGACUAAAUUACUAGUUUGAACUGUUCGCUUAUCCAGUUUUUGUGUUCUUUCAAAAAUUUCAUUCCAGCCGCUUUGUUCUUCGCUGACAUAAUCAUUAGUUUUGCACGCAUAUUGGAACGUUUCAGCGAAUUUCGAAUGGUAUUGUUACGUACUCUAGUGCCUAAAGACGACAAUAACACUUUUCUAACCUCCACUGCGUUUUUAGCUGAUUCAGUCAUGAUAAGACGCCGUAAAGUCCUUUCUGUUUCAGGAGUGGUUUUUAAGCCUGCCUACAUUUUUGUGUGGUGUGUUAAUAUUGUUUUGUUUGUUUUUUUUAUUUUGCUGAUGACACCAAUUGAAAUUUUAUGUUUUUGAGCAAUCUCUCAAACUGAAACCUUCACCUGCAAGUCCGAACAUAUGGCUUUUUGCAAAAGAAGUUCUUUUAGUCCUGUCUAAAAAUUGACCAGGUUUAAUAAAUUACCAAUUUUUCGAUAAAAUUAUUAAAAAAUGCUAACAACUAUUUUGUAACAACGAAAUUAGCUACUUACUGCGUCGCAUCAGCUCAGAAAGUGUUCACGUGUGUUUACGGAUUUGAACUGUAAUUAUUCAAAUUUAAAUAAACUUGGAAAUCUACCGAAGUGGGCUUUGAAAACUAGAAUGUCGAUGCCAUAUAACAGCAAAAUAUGUUUCUUGAAGUAUUGUCAUAUUUGGAUGAAAUUCAAUGAGAAAAGUAAUAUUUGCAUUACGGGAACACUUUUUGAACUCACUUUAUAUACAUAUGUAUGUAUUUGGAAUAGAACAGAAGUGCACGAGUAAAUCAGUGUUUAGGGGAUGAUAUACAAACCGAACCCUGUCGAUCAUUUCAAUCAUUGAAGCAUUAGUAUGCAUCACUUCGGGUAUUUUCUACCAAUGCGAACGUGCAUAAACCAAUCGGGUAUAAGCUGAUCGCUAGUGAUUGAAAGUUGUUCUUUAUCGCUGAUUUGAAGACAAACGGUUCGAUUCGUGUUCAUGAACCGAAUUGACAGAAUCAGACAAAGUAACGGAUCAAUGCCCGAAUGUGAACAAAAUCUUAUUACUCGUUACAGUUCUUAUACACAUAUAGGACUUAACUUUUCACCAUGCAUACAUAUAUCUCCACUUUUUACCACGAAUGCUAUUAGCUGCAUACUACUGUCCGUUCUAUUUGUAAAACACGUUCUCUCAUUUUCACAGAGAUAACUCACAUAUUGACCAAUAUAUGCGGUACAAAGUCACCUCAAAGUUCGAAAGUCUUUAUUUUAAGUAAAUGGGGGUAAAGGGUAGUAUUGAUCCAAUUUAAUCCGUUUUUGACAUACAGACAUACCAUUAUAAGAGAAGUAUUAUCCCUUAAUUUGUUAUAUACAUAUGUAUCACCGAGAAUUUCGAUCAAAAAUGAACAAAGGGUAUCGGGGUCUAAAUAUUCGGCACCAAGGGACUUGAAUUGUUUAUGUUGGAUUUAAAUAAUUUUAUGUCAUAAGGUUUAUGUAAUGGAAAGCAAAAUAAUCAAGAGGAAUUUAAAAUUAUGCUAUAUGGGAAGUAGGCGUGGUUAUUGUCCGAUUUCGUUCAUUUUCGAAAUUUACUAGUACCGUUAUAUGGAGAGUGAGCGGGGUUAUUCUUCAAUUACAUCCAUUUUCACAGUCUCGGAAGAAUUUCAUAUAAUAAUUGUACUGAGCGAAUUUGGUUAAUAUAGCUUAAGUGGUUUAGGAGAUGUAUACGAGGGCUGUCCGAUAAAUAACCGACCUCAACGUGAAGCUAGCGGCACAUCUGAAAAAAAAGUUUCUACUUCAAAUUGUGCAUAUUAUAAUAGCUACUCGCCAAAUUUUCAGAAAUCUAUCUUGCGCAAUUAUCUGUUGACAGUCGUUUUUGUGAGUCUAUUUCGGUGAUUUCCCCAAAAUGGAAAAAAUUUAAUAUCGAGCUGUAAUUAAAUUUUUAUUUUUGAAAGGCAAUACGCCUUCACAAAUCAAAGAUGAGUUGGACUCUGUGUAUGGUGACUCUGCACCAUCGUUUACCACCGUAAAAUUUUGGGCAGCUGAAUUUAAACGUGGUCGCAGGAGCUUGGAAGAUGAUGAACGUCCUGGGCGUCCAAAAACUGUAACCACUAACGAUAACAUCGCUAAAGUUCAUCAAUUUGUACUAGACGACCGCCGGAUUAAAGUUAGGGAAAUAGCUGAGAUUAUGAAGAUGUCAAAAGAAACUGUUUGUCACAUAAAGUUCAUCAAUUUGUACUAGACGACCGCCGGAUUAAAGUUAGGGAAAUAGCUGAGAUUAUGAAGAUGUCAAAAGAAACUGUUUGUCACAUAUUAAACCAAGAUUUGGGCCUGAGAAAGCUGUCCGCGCGUUGGGUGCCGCGUUUGCUUACGCUAGACCACAAACGUGCACGCAUGAACAUUUCCAGCGCUCUGUUGGCUCAGUUUAGAGGCAAUAAGACCAAGUUUUGGCGCCGAUUGAUAACUGUAGACGAAACUUGGAUUCAUCAUUAUACGCCCGAAACAAAAAACCAAUCUAAAAAGUGGAUUGAAAAGGGGGAACCAGCCCCAAAAAAACCUAAAGCUGUGUAUUCGGCUGGGAAAGUGAUGGCGAGUGUUUUUUGGGACAGCCAUGGAAAAAAUAAUUCCGACUAUUUUGAAAAAGGAAAAACUAUAACAGGAGCAUACUACGCAUCAUUAUUGGACAAGCUAAAGGAAGAAAUUUCGAAAAAUCGUCCACAUUUGCAAAAAAAGAAAGUCUUGUUCCACCAAGACAACGCACCAUCUCACACCUCAACAGUCUCCAUGGCGAAAAUCCACGAAUUGUGUUUCGAACUGCUUGACCAUCCACCUUAUUUACCGGAUCUAGCACCAAGCGACUUUUUUUUGAUUCCUCAACUUAAAACUGCGCUCGGCGGCCAGAGAUUUUCGUCAAAUGAGGAGGCAAUCUCUUUCGUGAACUCGUAUUUUGCAGACAAAGACGCCAAGUACUAUUUGGAAGGGUUGCAGAGAUGGGAGCAUCGCUGGGAGAAGUGUGUGGAGUUACAAGGAGACUAUGCAGAAAAAUAAAAAAAAAAUUUUGAAAAAGUCGCGUGCAUCAUAGUUAGGUCGGUUAUUUAUCGGACAGCCCUCGUAUUAACUCGACCAGUCACCAAACUGUGUUUUCUUCCAAACAGAGAAGAACAAUUUCAACCAAAACCGCAAAAUAACUUGCAAAAUUAAUCGAAAAAUAAUAAAUCAAUUCCGCUAAUUCGAAAAUUACCCGUUUUAUAAUCCGUACAUAAAAAUAAAUUCAAACAAGCGCGUUGAAGAUCAACCUAUUAUACAUAUACAUAUGUAUAGAUAUGUAGGAACAACAACUACAUCAAAACAUUAUAAAUAAAAUCAAUCUUAUAUUCCCAUAGAAAUAGACGUAGAGGAGACCCAAACCACCUCCAAAACCGUAAGGUCCGAAAUCGCUGCACCCAAAGCGUCGGCUGCACCCGUUGCUGCUCCAAGGACCAAUGUUAUGCGCCCACCGCCUUCCGCCGCAGCAGUCAGGGAAAUAAGAGAAGAGCAGCUAGUGGAGCCACAGGGGCCUCCAUGUUGCAGCCUGUGCCAUCGCCCACACGCCCUGAAACGAUGCACCAUCUUCCAAAGUAUGAAGCCCGCUGAAUGGCAGCAGGUUGCAAGGGCCCACGGGCAUUGCAUGACCUGCCUGACAGAUGGCCACACCACCAUAGAGUUCUGGGCUGACGGUGCCUGUCAAUAUUGCCAAUAUCGAUUUCUCACACGAGCCAAUCACACCAACUCCCGUACCAGACCACACAGCGAUCCUAUCCGGCGACGACGACGCACCCAACCAACCACAACACGUACACAGCCAUCUCCGCCACGCUCAUCGCCAGCAACAACGACGCUCAACAGUCUUGAGCGCUGUACUCAGUACACUACAACAUCUGCAACGGCUCCUGGCCGAUUAAUUCGCCUAGGGGGGCCGGGAUGUUCACAUGAGCUAUGAGCGUUCUGUAGGAUCCCACAUGGCAUCACCUCACGUCACACCGCAUCACGCCACGUCACAACACCUAAUCACACAACAGUUCACAGCACACACCACUACACACACACGCAUCAAACACAGUACCUGACACCGCUCACUAUUACAACACAACAACCACACGAUCAUCAACGAGACGACUCGGAUUAAUCUAAUAUUCACCACCCAAACUAUCAAAAGGGAUAGAUCCGAACGGGAUUUUUCUAUUUGUGUCUUCCCGCCAAAGUGGCGUUGUGACGUGAGUUCCCGGAUUUCGCCGCAGUGUCAGUGUGUGAAAACCAAAACAGAAAGAAAAAAAAUUAAAUUGUUAUACUAAUAGAAAAAAAAAAAAAUACAUCUACUCAAUUAGUGAAAUCAACUUAAUAAAAAUUGAAUACAGUGUGCGCUAGAAAGUGUUUUUAUUUGGCAUAAGUAUACUACAAGUAUAUCGAGUAAGUAUACUAGUGUUACACGUUAACAACGCCCUAAGAGAAGAGAUAUGCCUGCUUACUAAAGAGCAACGUAUCACCAAAAGUGCUCAGUUACUUGCUUGAGCUUGUCUAGUUUUCAAAUGAAUUUAAAAUUUUACUACUUAAUGUUAGGCUUUUAAAACAAAAAAUAGAUCUAAUAAAUAAGGAAGUAUUGCAAAGAAUAUGUCCAACCCCACCUCAUCGAACGUUGCGUUGGUCGCCACUUUAAAUAAAUAAAACGAUAAACGCACUACCACCGUUAAGAUCUCGUACCUUGUGUAUCCUUACGCCAAGCGAAGGAUUCCCCUCCUUAACGACCUUUUUUAUUAGAGGGAGCACAGGUGCUGGAGAUGCCGUCAUUGGUGCAGAUGGACCCGGCAUUGACCUGGCGGCGAAAGGUGCCCCCCGCAACUUCCUUUAAGAGCGUCAACCUGUCCGCGCCCCAACAAAAAUAGUUCCCGAAAGACUAACGUCUGAACAAUGUUUGCAAAUCCUUCAAAUUUAUUACAAAAAUUCACGUUCGGUAAAGAAUGUGUUUUGUGCACUUCGCUCAACUUAUGGUCACCUUAAUCGGCCUACUGUGCGUACUUUUCGCAACACUAUCACCCAGAAUUCAAUAUUGGAUAAUAUUCGACCGAAAAAACCAUGUCCAGCACGUGCUGAAGAAUAUAUAGAAGCCGUCGUUGAACUACACACUGGCCACAAAAGAUCGUGUGAUUUCAUACCGUAAAAUUUUUUUAUGUGGGGAUAUGCUUCGAUUCAGGCCCUAGAGCUUGACAUGAGAGUCACGGUGUAGAUCCGAGUGGCGAAUGCGAACAUAGGCUUGUGUUUGCUGCUUCUAUUUUUACUUUGCAUACAACCUCUGCCGAGGUGGAAUACAGGAUUACUUUCGAAUAUAUAAAGGAAUAUACUUAUGUAAACCUUUGUUGGUGAACGUGUAUUGACUUCGUCUAGUUUGAGGUUAUGCAACGUCUCUGUGUCCUUUCAGCUAUUUAUUUAAUUGAAGUUUGCAUUCUGCUGAACUAUUCUAUUUCCUUUUUACGGCCGUAAUGAUGCUUUGCAUAUGUUGUUAUUUGUUAUUUGCAUAAUAAGCUGGUUGUUGCGAUGUACUUGGCCGGCUUUAGAAUGUUGAGAUUUAAAUCGAAAUUGAUUAAUUUGGUCAACAACUUUUAUAUGUGUUGUUGGUUGAAUUCCACUUUCAUGUUGCCAAGUUUUCCGUUCCCAUAUUUAAAAAAUUUGGACUGUGAAUGGGCAAAAUGUUUUUUUCUUCAUCGCUUUUUGUCCAGGAUCCGUUGGUCUUUCUGAUAGGAGGAUUUGGUAAUAUUGCUUUCUGAAUAUUUUUUACAACUUACCUAAGAGUGUAAGCUUCUUGGUAUGGUUUGAUGUGUUUUGAUUUUUAAAUUUUCUGAUUUUGUUUGCUGGGAAAAUUGGUUAAAGUCUUCAGUUUUGUUUUAUAUUGAGGGAUUCGCGUAUUUUUUACACAGUUUCAACAUUUUCUUUAUGACAUUAUGGAUGGCUGAAUAUUUAGUUUUAUAGUAUUUUUGCUUCACAACAUGAGUACUUUUCUAAGCCGACUAGUGAACAAUUUUCAUAAAUUUAUCUACUUAAUUUUCCAAAAUUUAUGGGAAUACUAUUUUUCUUUUAAACUCAAUUUUUUUUACCAGUAUAACUUUCAACUCCUAAAUGGUCAUUUAGGCUUAGAUAUACUGGUUAGUGGUCUGAAUUUCAGUCUAGGCCAUUUUCCAGGGCAAUAAAAUCCUUAGAUAUUUGCCGGGUUAUGAAAAAAUCUAUCACAUAAUAUAACUUUCGUUUGUCAGUAGGCCAUUAAAUCCAGACAUGAAGUCGCAUCCAGUUUCUACAGGCUCUUUAAGGAGCUUUCAUCCCUUUUUGGUUGUAACUCUUGGACUCCAUUGCGAAUAUUUAACUUAGUCAUUUCUCAGGAUGAAUUUUUCGUCAGGCUUUAAAUUGAGCUCUCUAUAUAAAUUGUUUUUCAUCUUACUUGUAUGUCUAAGUAGGCCAUAAAGGUAGUAGUAUUUUUCAAAGACCAUAGUCAACCCAUCGGUCGUAACUUGAAAUUCAGAGAUGCUUAUAUUCGUUUCUUCUAAAUGAUGUAGUGUAUUGGGUUGUCAAAAAAGUCGUGCGGUAUUUUCGCUAGUUGGUGCUGAAAGUGCGUAGUUCUAGUUUUAUUCGUCGCAUCGGGUCAUGCCAUACCUUUUUGGAAUGCUCAUUUCACGCGCUAACACGUGUUUGAUUGAUUGUCUUUUCUUUUAAGUCGUUCGUGAUGGAGCAAAAUAAAGAGAAAAUACGGGAUAUUUUACAGUACUACUACGAUAAAGGCAAAAAUGCAUCUCAAGCCGCCAAUAAAAUUUGUGCAGUUUAUGGAUCCGAUACAGUUUCCAUUUCCACCGCACAACGAUGGUUUCAACGUUUUCGUUCUGGUGGAGAGGUGGUCGAAGAUGCGCCACGCUCCGGAAGGCCUGCCAUCGAAAAUUGCGAUAAAAUCGCUGAAUUGGUCGAAAGAGACCGGCAUAUUAGCAGCCGUAGCAUCGGUCAAGAGCUGGGCAUGAGUCAUCAAAAAUUAAUUUGAAUUUCAAUAAAAAUACCGCAAGCCUUUUUGACAACCCAAUAUUAUCUCUGAUAAUUAUGACACGGCGUUGUUAUUUGGAUGAUUGAAGCAAUAUGUCUUAUAGUUUUUGAACUUAACGAAAGUUUAAUUUGUAAAAUGAGUUUCCGAUGUAAGAAAAAUAUUAACUUUUUCAAGAUGUAUCUAAUUCGUUUCUAUGUUUAAGUAAGCCAUUUACAUUGCAAGUCAUAAUUUCUAUGAGUUACAUGUUUGUACCCUAUUUUCCUUUAGCUGUAACACUAGUUCGGUAAGGCGUUGGUGAGUAGAUCUGUUUUUCUCUUCCAGCUUAUUCAGCACCAGAAAAGAGGUAAUAUCACUAACAUUAGGACUUUUUUUGGUGUUCAGGCUUAUAUUGUCGAAUUUUGUUAGAGUUUUUAACUAUGUUGGCAAAUGACGGUUUAUCGGAAUGCUUGUUUGUGGUAUCACCUUCAUUCAAUGGAGCUGUAGCUACGCUUGCACUAUAGCGUUUGGGCUGAUAAGGCCUUAUAUUUUUUUGGCGUAAAACGUCUUUAAAAUAGCGCCGAAACAUACGGGUACCAGGUUUAAAAAGUGGACCGUAAUGAAAAGGUGUAUAUCAUCGUACCUUAAUAAUUAAUAACUAUAAGUCUUAGAAACCAAAGUGUGGUGUGAAUAUUUCGCUUAUAUAGUCAGCUCGCUGUUAACUGUGCGACACCGGCGCUUUCGAUUGUUUCUAUUCAGUGUAACUCGUUUAUUUUAACCGAUUGAUUUAUACAAAAAUAAGUGUAAUUUGGACAGUAAUUGUAUUUAAAAUAACCAGAAAGUAAAUAAUAAUAAUAUAUAAAAAUUUUGGUAUGUCGCCUUCAGCUCGUGCAAGAGCCAGCCAGAAAUAUAAAUUACGGCUAUCGUUACAAAGAGGGGGCUAUGGGCCACGCAUAGAUACCCCAAUGUCUGGCGCCGAGCGAGCGAGACGGUUUCGGGAACGUCGCAAAGCUGCUGCCGCUGACCUCGCGAGUACCUCUACCACUGGAAUACCUAUACUUAUGGACAUAACGAAUGAACAGACGAUCGAUAUAUCUAUUGGAUCUGACACAGAACUGAGAGACGUCAAUAUCAGUAGAAGUGAAGCAAUGCAAAAUCAUUGACGUUCAGCGGACAAACGCUUCAAAACGGUAUUUGACCUGCUAUACAAAUUGAACGAUCGGAAUCAAGUUCUUGUAUAGAAAAAUUUUACAUUUGACAAGAUAUAUUCACGAAAUUUGGUAUGGAUUACUACUUAAGGUAAUAACAUAAUCUCCAAAAAAAUUGUUCAGGUCGGAUUACAAUAGCAUAUAGCUGCCAUACAAACUGAUCGAUCAGAAGCAAGUUCUUGUCACAUUUGAUAAGAUAUAUUCACGAAAUUUGGUAUAGAUUAUUUAUUGAAAUACUUAAAAAAGCGUCAAUCUUGUUUUCAUUUCAAUCUUUUAUUUAAAAGCCAUUCGCUAACAUAGAGCACAGCCCCACACGAUUUUUUUUGGUCGUGUUUAUAAUUUUUUUUUUUACACUUUAAAUCCUCUAUAGUUGCAGGGUUAUUGCAGUUACAGCAUUUGGUGGAAGUUCAGCUGCUUUGGUGCAGCUUAAAGUUGUAUGGUUUUAAGUACAUUUUACACACCUUGGGAGCUGCCAGCAUUAUUUUUUUAGUGUGGCCAAACGUCAUACAGAAUUUGCACUGCGGUACAAGAUUCCAUUACUUGAAUUAAGAUGUCUUUCUUAAAAUUUUUUGAUGUUUUUCGUAGAUUCGAAACAAAUGAUAAGCAUAUUUAAGGGUUUUUUGUUUUGAAGUUUGUUUAUAAAUUCCGUAACUUUAAAGAUUUGUUUUUGAAAACUGGUUACUAUGCUUUCAGGAUUACAAAAAUGAUGAAGGCCUCUUAUCAUAACGCGUAUAUCUCGCGAUUGCUUGUCUUCGUAAAAGAACACGAAUAUUUCGAUUCAUUUAAUUUUUUUGUGAGGAUUAAGUAUUUUACACAAGCUUUUGCCAAUGACUUAAGAGUGUAUUAAGUUUUUACUUCUGCAUUUAUCAAGGAACACAUUAAGGGUUGGUUGAAGUUUUUUCAUACCAUACGAGUAAUUUAGUGAAUUUGUCAACGCACGAGAUAUAUUUUUCGCCGGACAUUUCUAUAAUGUCAAUAUGCAGUAUUUCUGUGGGAUACGAAGGUAUGGGUGUUGCCUGUAACUUGGGUUUUUGUGGAUGCCGGUCGUACUUAUUACAUCCGCAAAUUUCACAUGAUUUAGUAUAUUUUUUAAUAAGUUUGGUCAUUUGUGGAAAAUAGUAUUUUUCCAAUAUCUGGUCUUUAUUUUCUUUACCAUUGCGAUGGGCUCUUUUGUGUUCUUGUUCUAUUAUUUUAAAUUUGACAUCUUCGUCUGCGAUAUCGGUAACUACUUUCUGUGUUAUCCUGAUACGAAAUUGUGAGAAAUUGUCUUGAUAUAUUUGUUGUACUAAUGAAAUGUAUUUCUCUUGGAUUUUAAUUCCAUUGAUUAUGUUUGGGUUUAGAACGCUUUUCAAGAUUUUACUUAGGUUUUCUUUAUCGUAAACUUCACAUUUAAUGAGGUGUCUGUGGAAGCUUGGAUGAGGUUCUUCGUGUGUAAUUUCCUCCUUUCCUUCUGUAAAUAUAACUUGAAUUUUAAAUACGUUAAUUGGAGCUUCACAGUGAGGAAUGAGCUUUGAGCUAUCCUCUUCUGCGCUAUGUUGUGAAUUUUCAUCUGUGGAUGUUAGCGUAUUAACUUCUGUCAGGAGACCUCUUUUUUAUAUUUCGUUUUAGUUCAGUUUUUUUAUUCUCUUUUCAAUGUUCAAAUACAAAAAUGUUUUUAUGUUACAAAAGAAAUAUAUACGAAUUAUAUAAACGUUAAAUACAUGUAAUUAAAAGUAAUGUGUGUAUUCCACCGACGCCACUCGACGACUGAUUACGUGUUGAUGCCACCUCUUGACUAUUGCGGCUUUGUAGACAGGUUGUCAGAUUGUUGACAGUCGGCCUUUCCUGACAGGAAAUCGACCUCGAUUUCGGCGCCAUCGUAGUCUUCAGGAACUAGUUCAUCAUCAAGUUCGGGACAGUUGUGGCACCACGGCUUAAGUUUGCUUGACUCGUAAACGGAUGAGAAAGUUCGCGAUUUUAUUGGCAUACCCGGCACGUCUUCUAUUAAAUACCGAUCAUUAUUCAAUGCCUUCGCGAUACGAUAGGGUCCACGAUAUUUCGGUUCUAAUUUUCUCGACUCACCGGUUGCGGAAACUUCGUUUUCUAUGACUACUAAAUCGUUUUCGUUAUAUAUACGCGGAAGGGAAUGCCUUUCAUCGAAUCGUUUUUUCCAUUUUUCUCUUUCGCGCUCGAUAUUUUUGGAUGCAAGGAUACGUUUUUCGUCUAUCGGAAUAUUAUUAGUAGAUUCGUCUACGUCUUCAUGUACGGCGGCAACUAACUGAUUGUAUGCAAGAUCGCGUAAGCUAAAGUCAAAAAUGAGUUCGUUUGGGCUAUAACCCAACGUUUUAUUUUUCUGCGAGUUAAUAGAAAAUUGUAAAUUUCGUAACAUUAAGUCCCAUUCCUUUUGAUUAUCUACAGACGUCCGCAAAUAAUUAAGGAUUGUUUGAUUUGCGCGUUCGACUUGACCGUUUGACCGCGGGGUACGUACAGCUGUUUUAACGUGUUUUAUCCCGUUCUCUUCGCAAUAGGCCGUAAAUGUUUUGGAUGUGUAAGCGGUACCACGAUCAGAAAUUAGUUUAACCUGUAACCCAAAAUAGCUAGUUAUCUCGUUUAAGGUAUUUAUUACGUGAAUCGUCCGCGUGUCGCGCACCGCUUUAACGAUAAGGUACUUAGAAAAGGCAUCGGAUAUAGCCAAAAUGUAACAAUUUCCUUUUUUACUGCGAAUGAAUGGACCUAGGUGGUCAACGUGAAUUACGCGAAACGGUAUCGGUUCUAUCGGAUCGUAGUGCAUUACACCUUCAACUUUACCGGAUUGGGCUUUUCGAUAGCAACAAUCAAUGCACGCGGCGAUGUAAUUCUUUAGGUAUUUACGCAUUUGGGGAAACCAAAACUUACUACGAAUGCGGGUGAUAGUCUUCUCUAACGCAUGAUGACCCAUCUUGUCGUGGCAUAGUUGAGCAAUACGCCAUCGUACAGCUUUUGGAACGACGAACUUAAGGCCAUCGUCUUCUAGACGAUAAAGGCGGUGAUUUUGGAUUCGAAAAUAUUUCUUGAUUUCUGUUUCUCGAUCAGAUUUAACAUGACCUCGUAGAAUGGCGACUACUUCUCGUAACUUUUCGUCUUGAAUUUGCAUAGUGUAAAGCCAAUCGUUGACGUCGGCUUGUAUCUCGAGGAUAGAACCUACCGGUUCCACGUUUUCAGCGGGCUGUGCGAAGUGUUCCUCCAUAACGUUUUGUUUUUCAACCAGGACGAUUGGUGACGUGUACGGAGAUCCGGAUGGUCGUAUAAUUUCGUUUUCGAGUGAUUCUUUGAUGAUAUCGGCGUCGAUUGAAUUUUUAUCGAUUGUUGUGUCGGCACGUUUGCUUAAAGCAUUUUCGACACGACAACCACCGUUCUCAAUCACUAGUCGACUACCGUUUCUACAUAAACAGUCAGUUCCAAGCAAGAUAUUUUCGUUUAAUAAAUUGUCUUUCACGAUUAAAAUGUCACUUUCAAACUUCUCGUUGUCGAUUUCGACGAUUGCGUUUAUUUUUGCAUCGCAUACGUAUUUACCUCCACCGAAUCCGUUCAGUGUGAUAGAGCAUGUACUGAUACUACCGAGUUUUAUCGCAAAACUUUCUUUGACGAGAGUACGACUGCUUCCCGGAUCUACGAAAGCAUUUGUACUUACACCAUUAACUUUAAUUUGCUUUAAAAUACCGUCAGAGAUUUCGUUUUUCACUGGCUCGAUUGCCCUUACAGGGUUUGACUUUCCGGGACACAUUUCGGUUGUAUGGUUAGUGCGUUGACAUUUUCCACAACGAAUUUUUUUCUGUGGCUCCGGGCACUUAAUGGAAUAAUGCCCCGUUUUUGAACAGUUGUAACACUUUAUAUUUUCAUUCGAUUUAGGAAUUGUGUUACGCGUACCGAACGUAGGAUUUAUGGAUUGUAUUGGCUUUUGUUUAGAAUGCGUGUUUAUUUUACCGUCAUUAUAAAUUGAAUAGUUAUUUAUAUCACGCAACAAAUCAAUACACCGUGUAUAACUGUUCGAAAUUUUUCUUUUCAAAUCACUAUCAUUAAUACCGUUGAUAAUGUGAACAACAAUAUCGUUUUCAAAAAUACCACAUUUAUUGCCGUAAGCUACCAUACGAUAAUAAAAUUCUUGAGGAGAUUCGUUUUCCCCUCUUCUCAUUUGCGACAUUUUAAUAUGGGCAUCGGCGACACUGUGUAACGUUGGAAAAUCUUCAAUAAAUCGGUUUGAAAACGCGGACCAGGUCGUGUAUACAACAGGCAAGGAAUCAACCCACUGCUUGGCUGGUCCUUGCAUUUUCUGUUGCACAGCAAAAAGUAGAAAAUUGUCAUCGAUACUGUAUGCAUUACGUAGCAUUUCGACGCGUUGAAUAAACUGUAUAGCAUUUAAUGACGUCUUUGAAAUUGGAUUAAACGAUGGCAAUAGAUCAAUUAUUUCGCGCACAUUAAACGUUGGACGCGGUUGCCAAUUUUGCUGGUGGUGGAUUGGCGCAUACGGUGAAUCAGAUAUUACGGGACAAGUUGGAUAAACCGGAACAUGCGUGUACCUAGAGGUGUACUCAGGCACCGAAUAAGCUACUUGCUCAUACGUUUGUGUAGCCGGUAUCUGCAGCGAGGAUACCGGUAUUUGCGUUUGUGAGGUCGGUACCUGCAACAGAGGUACAGAGAAUUGCAUUUGCGUGGUUGGUACCUGCAACGGUGGUACUACUGAUUGCACGGUGUGUACGUUCGAGGAUCUCACAUAUGUAUUUGUAUCCAAUGGUGACGAAAUACGUGGUGGUACAAAGUCUGAAGAUGUUGCAGCAACAUUUUGCCGCAGUUCUAUUUCGCGAAUUGUCUUUUCUAACUCAGCAACUCGUUCUAACAAUACCGAACUAGCACUUUCGUAAUGCUCCUCGUUAUGUUUAUACCUCUCUAGACGAUUUAUGAGCGUAUUUUUGUUACCACUACAGGCGAGUCCUGCAUCUCUACACAUUUGUCUUAGAUCGACGACGUUUUUAUUUCGCAAAUUUUCCAUUAUCACGUUUUGUUUUGCUACCGAUGUUCAACGAGUUGAAGUUAACGCUAUCAGCGAGCAAAGUACGCUUGCGCGCUGAAUAAUAAACGAGCGUAGCAAAACAAACACACGAUGAAUUUUCGUUGUAUUCGUUUAUGUUGUGACUACGGCACAACACAUUCCAAUGAUAUAAGCGAAUCAAUGGAACUCGUAGAACGUUAAAAAUAUUAUGCGAGCGUAUGGCUGUGUGAAACGUAAGUGAGAAACGAUUUACGAAUAUAUGGCGACAAUGUGAUGAACGAUCGUUGUAUUCUUUUUCGUCAACGAUAUGUGUGCAUGCGUGAGUGGAAUAACCACACUUCAAUUUCUAGCGAGUGUUGUUCAGCUUAUUUUGCUGAAUGAAGAGCGACGAAACGAAAUAAAAUGAGAGAUAACGAACUCUCUCUGAGCUUGCGAGAAGCAACGACACAAUUUUAAAUUAACGUCACGAAUGUUCAGCGGAGCCCCGAUUUCCAAGAACUCUGCCAGCGGAGUCUUAACUUUGGAAUUUUUUUUUUUCAUUUAAGAAAUACAACGUUAUAUAUAUUUUAAACGGCGAAUUUACGCUUUCAGACGUUUUUACGAUUAUUUUUAUUAAUUCACAUAGUUUUUGACGACAUACGUAUUUUUUCUCACAAAUUUACGUUUUUACGCGUAGAUUUUUAAUCUCACUUCUGAGGCUGUCAGGAGACCUCUUUUUUAUAUUUCGUUUUAGUUCAGUUUUUUUAUUCUCUUUUCAAUGUUCAAAUACAAAAAUGUUUUUAUGUUACAAAAGAAAUAUAUACGAAUUAUAUAAACGUUAAAUACAUGUAAUUAAAAGUAAUGUGUGUAUUCCACCGACGCCACUCGACGACUGAUUACGUGUUGAUGCCACCUCUUGACUAUUGCGGCUUUGUAGACAGGUUGCCAGAUUGUUGACACUUCUAUUUGCAGCCGUGAUAACGCAUCGGCGACUACGUUUGUUUUUCCUGGUUUGUAAAUUAGUUUAUAAUUAUAUUCUUCUAUCCUUGCUUUCCACCUUUUUAACUUGCGAUUGUUAUUACUGUUGCUUAAUGCAAACGUCAGUAGCUGGUGAUCAGUAAGAAUUUUUAUUUCCUUAGCUCCAUACAGGUAAGUCCUUAAUUUGUCGAGGGACCAUACUAUGGCGAGCAUUUCUUUCUCUAUUGUCGAGUAAUUCUCUUCGGUUUUGUGGAGUGAUCUAGAGAUGUAAGUUAUGGGUCUGUCUUGACCGAUUAUCCCUUGUGAAAGGACUGCUCCGAUUGCAGUAUUGGAAGCAUCUGUCGUCAGAAUAAAGGGUUUGUUGAAGUCUGGGAAUACCAGAAUUUCAGAAGAUGUAAGCAAAUAUUUUAUGUCAUUGAAUGAUUUCAAGCCUUCCUCUGUUAGUGAAAUUUGUAUCCGUUUGGAUUGACUUACUUUUAUUUGAGCAUUUUUCCCUCUAGUUAAAUUGGUAAGUGGCUUGACAAAUUUUGCAAAGUCUUUUAUAAAUCUCCUAUAAUACGAUGCUAAACCCAGGAAACCUUUUAAUUCCUUAAGGUUAGCAGGUGCGGGAAUUUUUUUAAUAGCGGAUAUUUUGUCAGGAUCUGGCAAAAUACCUUCGCCGGUAACGAUGUGACCUAGAAAAUUUACUUCUGUUCUAAAAAAUUUGGAUUUUUUCAGAUUGACUUUUAAAUUUUAUUUGUGCAAAAGCAUGAACACAUCUUCAAUAUUUCGUAAGUGUUCCUCUUUAGUUUUUCCCAUUAUUAUAAUGUCAUCGAUAUAAACGUAGCAGGCUUUUCCUAAAAGCGUUUUGAGAACAUCAUUGAUCAUUCUCUGAAAAAUGGAAGGGGCAUUUUUAAGACCAAAUGGCAACCUAGUAAAUUCAUAUUUACCAUUGGCUGUAGAAAAAGCUGUCUUUUCUAUGUCCUUUUCCUUCAUCCUGAUUUGGUGGAAUCCGGAUGUAAGGUCGAGUGUAGUAAAAUACUUACAUUCGCCUAAGCCAGCGAGAGUGUUGUAUAUAUCAGGUAUUGGAUAGGAUUCAGGUAUAGUUUUUGCAUUUAGUCGUUUAAAAUCAACAACUACUCUAUACUUUUUUUCUCCUGAUGGACCUGGUUUUUUUGGAACAAUCCACAAUGGAGAGUUAUAUGGACUCUUUGAAGGCCUUAUUACACCAUUGUUUAGAAGUUCUUUUACUUGUUUUCCCACUUCGCCCCGUAGGUUGGUUGGGUAAGGAUAUGGAUUCAUGUUCAUAGGGGUUUUCUUGAAUAUUAUUUGUUUAGAGAUAUUUUGUUUUAGUGGCAGUACCACAUCCUUGAGGGUUAUUGUGUCAUUUUUUCUAUUUAAGAUUGCUCCCAAUUCUUUGAGGGUAUCAUCGCCAAUGAUGCCAUCAAAGGAUUUUAAAUUGGGUAAUGUAAAGAAAUCAAAAUUAUUUGUAAUACCUAUACUUCCGAAGAAUGGUCCACGUAAAUUAUGGGUUAUAUUUACUUGACCUGUGGCUGAGUGAACCUUAAAAGGACACUCAAGUUUCAUUGAAUUUUUUGAAAGUUCUUUGGAGACAAAGUUUUUAUUAGCUCCCGUAUCUACAAGGAACUUCGCGAUAUCCCCGCUCUUUAAAGUUAGUUCUAAAUAAGGUAGGGUAGACAGGCGUCUGUCAUAAAAUUUAUUUCCUCGUCCUCUGUUUGGACAUUAAAUAAUUUUUGGGAUUUCCUAGGGAUAUUUGAAGAAUAAUUGGAUGGCCUUACUAUAAGCGUAUUUUUCGGUCGAUUCAUAUAGUUUAUUCUUCGUGAGUGUAUUGAAGGGUCCACCUCCAUAGGGAUUGCUGGUUUAGGAUUGGUUGGUCUAGGUGGUGGCGGUGCUUGAUUUUGCAUGUUUUUAUUAGAGAUUAAAUUUUUUUCGGCAGGGUUUAAUACCCUUGGUACAAAUAUUGGUUUUGGAUUCAUUUGAUGUUUUUGCAUUUGAUUAGAGCUACCUCCAUUUUUUGUAUAUGUUGAAUAGUUUCUUAAGUUAAUGUUUUGAAUUUCAAGGCAGGAAGCGUAUGCUUCGGGUAGGUUGCUGGGGCGUUGAAUGACUAGCAUUCUAGACAAUUCACCGUUUAGGCCUCUGAUAAAUAUAUCAAGGGCUCGAUUCCUAUAGGUUUCCAGUAGAACAUUAUUUGUUUCUCUUGAAUAAUCAUGACUCUUUAUUUUGUUUAUCUUCAGCGAUAGUUGGUGAUUGACUCUUGCGUAGAAUUGCUCUACGCUGAAGUGUUUUCAGGAUAAGGUUCCUAGUUCAUGUUCUAGAGUCCUAAGAUCGCGUUUGUCUGUAUAGUGUAGUGACAAACAAUUUUUGAUUGUUCCCCAAUCAUCAUUGAAUAUGUUGUAUGAAAUUAAGGCCGUAUCUGCAGGGCCUUUAAUUUUCUGCCUAAUAUGUCGUAGGAUGGCUCUAUACAGUGGCUUUGUUCUGACUAUUUCGUAGUCCUGCAAAAUAGAUUCGACGUUGUGGAUCCAGGAUAUGAAUUGGAUCGGAUUUCCUUCGAAUGUUGGGAGGUUCUUCACGCUGUAAUCUGCUAAUUUCUAUUAAGUCUGACUCAGUUAAGUGAAUAUGGUUAUUUGAAAUAGAACUUUCGUUAUGGGGACUAAUUCUACUUUCUAACUGAUUUAUCCUACUGCUCAAUAUUUUUGAUUGUUCUAUUUGUGCAUUAACAGCACCUGUUAGGUGUGUAAUAGCUUCUUGAAUUUUCUCCAUUACUGUGAUUUACAAUUUCGACUAUUUAUUGCUUUAACAGUAUGAUACUUUAUAUAUAUUUAUUGCUAUUAACAAUUUUUUAAAUUUUUUAUAUAUCGGGUACUUAUUGUAAUACUUAAAAUGUAUUUGACCGAUAUUUAUUGCUAUGCAAUAUUUUUAAUAUAUCGGGUAGUUAUAAUUUUUAUGUAAGCUUAAUAUUAACUUACAGGAGUAUCAGCAUCAAUUUUGUCAUUCUCUUUGGACGGUCCACUUGGUCCUGUUUGAAGCGUUAGUCCUCUACUGGGGGGGUGGAUGACGGCACUCCAGGCGUUGAUUUGGCGGCUUCUUGUUUCAGUUGCCCACUUUAUAAGUAUUUUUAAUUUGAUUUGUCAAACACUUAGCUUUAUUGUUUAACAAAUCUUAAGAUAUGUCACGACACUUGACGCGCUUUUGUUUUUGCGGCGUUUUUUGCGUACACUUGUAAUUUAAAUUUCUGAACAAGGUUUUAAAUACUGUGUUUAAUGACUUAUGUCAAACUCGACUGCACUUUCUAAAAAAUUAAAUUCCGUCGUGGAUAAUGAUAUUUGUGCGUACGGAUUCACUUUAAUACUUUUGGUGUAGGCAACUUCAAGUUUUUUUAAGUUCUCGGGCGCCAGUUAAUGGUUGCCACCAGAUGAUUAACAACACGAUGUUUUGAAUGGUGAAGUUUAACUCGAAUUUCUUUAUUAAACACAUUUCUUUUAUACAGAAUUUGCUUAUUUACUAUAAACUUACAUAUGUACGAAUUCUUACUUACUAGUACUUAUUUCUAUAUACUCUAUAAUGAUAAGUAAGCAAUAAUUAUAGCGAAACAGCAAAGCUCAGUUUGGUCAAGAAACGGCCUACAUUGCGGCGGCACGGCUUCCGCUCUGGUUCAGUGCCGACGAAAUGUGCUGUUGUUGUAAUUUUUGGAAAUUAACUUUAUUGAGCAAUGAUAUUGUAUAUUUACAGAAUAUUGCUGAAUUGAGUAAUAUCAGUAUAUUUUGCUAGCUACGACAACUUUGUUGUUAUACAUUUUGUUAGCUAUGCUAGCUGUGAUAACUUGCAUAUUGGUCACCGGAAAAUCGUGUGUCCCAAUCGCACAAAAAGUACAUAUAUUUUAUAUAGCCGCUUUGAAGAUCGCAAAGCAUUGCUACAACUUUUAAAUCGCAGCAUAUGCGCCACAUACAUAUGUAUGUUCGGCGUAGUUAACCAUUUUUAAAGUAAUUUCUAGUGCAUCAUAUGUUUCUUUCGUUUCUGUACUAUAGGCGAUUGGAACUGAUGGUUUUUUAUUGGUCUUAUGCAGUAAAACCGCCUUCAAGCUGAGUUUUGAACUCUCAAUAAAUAACCUCCAGUCAUCUGCUUCAUAUUUUAUUUCCAUUGCGUUCAUCAAUUUUCCUUCGGGCAAUAUGCAAAAGUUUUUUCAUCAUUCACAAGGAAUAAACUUUGGAGUGUUGCCUGACGACUUCGAUAAGCUGUGACUUUCACACCGGGUGCCAACAAAUUGUUUGAUUUCAAAAUGGAAGCCAGCUCUUCCGAUUUAUGCUGUGUUAAUUCCAACUUGGCCACAAUUGAAUCAAGCUUAUUUUGAUUUAUUAAAAUUGGCUCAUUGGAUGCUGAUGGCUCAUAUGGGGGAUCAUCACGUGCAUGAUAUAUCGGAGCAGUCGUAAAAGAGAAAAUAUCUGGGCUAAAACCUUUUGGCACAGGAAUGUGGUUCGAAUGAGGCAACUUGCAAAACCAACGUAAUUAUACGAUUUUCUUAUCCUUUUUGCGGCUCCUUUAUUCACACAUGCAUAGCAAUUCAAUGGAUUGUGACCUUCGCCAGGAUUAGUCCAAGUCAUUGGGAUACCGAAUGGCAUACUUUCACGUCUUCUAUUUUUCCAAUCCAUUAGACGGUACGCGGGAUUUGGAACCCAAUUUUCGUUCACUAUAACAUUUUGGUUGAAGUACAUCUCGUAUGUUUGAACAAAAUCAGUACUGAAAUUUCCCCUUUUUUUAUGUGUUGAGACAUAUUGACCACAGCAGUAGCAAAAGCUAUUUAGCUUUGCACAGUACCAUAUUUUGUUCUCUUUUGUUCACUUUUAAAAAAUUUGAGAAAAAUUACUUUUACUGUUCGCGUUCGUCGGCACUUGUUGAAUGACAAAAAUCACAGAACCAGUGUGAGAAAGAGAAGAAGUAUAAUGAGAAUGAAUGCAUGUUUUAUGUGAACAUUACAGAACCAGUGUUGCUGGAUUUUUUAUGAAUUUAAAAAUUCAUUUUUAACUUCGAAAGUGUUGCACAUAUAGGAAAACGUAUAGAAAAAGAUUAGAGAAACUGUAUUUCUUAAUUUUAUUUCAUCAAAAUCGGACAAGUGGUUCGCGAGUUAUGUUAAACUACGUUUUUGCCAAAAUAUUACAACUAAGCGAAAAAACAUCAAGAUAAGGAAAAAAUUUAAAAGGUCAUAAAAAAACUGACACAUACGAACGCCAAACCCUUUGAGGGUUUUACUAUACUGACCUAGUACCAUCACCCUGACUUGGAAUUUCUCACCCCCCAGAUUAGCUGUUGUACUGUGUAUUUGGUAAGACAUCCCUUUUGUUUAAGCACUUAAUUUAACCUACUUGGCAUAUUUUCAACAAUUUUAGCAGUGUAUGCCGGCGAUAUAUUAUCCCAUUCCUGCUGCAGCUUAAUUAUCAGGUCGGUUACUGAAGAAAUCGUAUGUUUGCGAAUUUGACGAUCUAAUUCAUCCCACAGGUUUUCGAUGGGGUUAAUAUCCGGGGAUUGGGGAGUAGGGUGGGUCGAUUCCGGACUUUUUUCGAUUCGGGAUUUCUAAUAGUGCGGAAAAGUUGCCUUAGUACUUCCUGAUUCCAAUGCAACUUUUUGUUUUGAGAUCGGAUUGCAUCUUCAACCCCAACUCCGGCCUUGAAAUUUCGGAAAUUCGCCUAAAAUCGUGAAAUUGUCUACCUAGCGCCUGAAAUACGCAUCUCAUGGCAAAAUGUAUAAAACAAAAGUUAUUUUUCACGUCAUUUGCUACCGGAAUGGUAUAUGUGAUCAUGGGCGUAGGACGAACCGUUCCCGAGAUACGAGCGAAAAUGCGGCGCGCCACAGCGCAAGAUGAAAAUCGGCUUGCGGCCACACUUCUUGACGUUGAUUUCGGGGAGUGCAAUCACUCACAUUCAUUCAUCUGUAUGUAUUUUGACGGCCGCAAAGACAAUACACUUACACAAGUCAGCGAAGGUGAAAAGUACUACCGCGACACUGUCAAAGAGGAACAUAUUUCUCUUAUAGCGGAACCUGGUUGUGAUUACUUUGGCCACGUCACUUCUCCUUCCAGGUCAGCUGAGGAUGAGACGCAAGCUAUAUGGCAACAUUUACAAGACAAUUCAGUUGAUGUGGAACAUCUAGAAGUUGUCGGUGCUGAUGGCACCAACACGAACACAGGUUGGAAAGGUGGAAUCAUUCGGAAACUAGAAGAAAAAAUAGGUACGCCAUUACAAUGGGUUGUUUGUCUUCUACAUUUCAACGAACUUCCAUUUCGUGCUCUUUUCAUACACAUAGAUGGUGUCUCAAAGAGUCCAAAUACAUUCUCUGGCGACAUAGGUAAACUGCUCCCUGAUUGUAAGAAGUUGCCUGUUGUCAAAUUUGAAAGUUUUCCAUCCUGCCAAUUACCUUCUGAGGUUAUUAAUCCGACCCAACUUAGCACAGACCAAGCUUAUCUCUAUAAAAUAUCAGAAGCUGUUAUUUCCGGUCAAUGUUCCUUAGAUUUAGCGUCGAUGCAUCCAGGUAACAUGUGCAAAUCUCGCUGGCUCACCUGUGCAAAUAGAAUUCUGAGAUUAUACAUUUCUACUGACAAAUCAACAAAGGAAAUAAAGAUUUUGGUCAAGUACAUACUUACAGUUUACUCACCUUUGUGGUUCUCAAUAAGAUUCAACAGUUCAAUCAAAGAUGGCUCGGGCCAUCUCUAUGCUGCAAUUCAAAGGUCGAGAUACUUACUUGCUAAACUGCGCAAGGUUGUCGAUUCAUCCAUUCAACAGAAUACUUUCUUUGCUCUUCCAGAAAACAUUCUCCUUAGUAUGAUGACUGACGAACGGAUAGAAGUCAGAAAGUUGGCCCUUGACCCUCUUCUGGCAGCCAGAGAAGCAGAGUCAGACACUGUAAAUGGAAGGGUUAGAUGUAAUAAAGUGCCAAAGCUGAAUUUCAAAGCUAAUAAUUAUUACGAUAUGAUUAACUGGAAGACUGUUCCACCAGUUCUUUGUUCAGUUUCUAAAGAAGAACUCAUAAAAGGGCUGUCGGGAGACACUGCAGAGAUAUGGAAAUUUAGUGAAUUCCCCUCUCACACCGUGGCAGUCGAGAGAAUCGUCAAACUGGUGACAGAGGCAUCUUCUAAAGUUAUUGGCCCCCAAUCUCGUGAUCUUUUUAUACGCUCUACUCUGAAAUCUAGGCAACAAGUACCAAAGUUUAGUACAAAAUCUGAUUUUAUCAAUAAAUUUGACACAGAUUCAGACUAAAACAAGCCUGACAUAUGUUGGUUGGUUGGGUUGGGCUUGGGAGGAACCCGAAGAGCAGCCACCUCCACGCGAUGGGUUCUGGGUGACCAAUACAGGUUAGCUGAGAGCUGCAACAAUUUUCACCUUGCGCUGUGGUGCGCCGCCUUUCCGCUCGUAUCUCGGUAACGGUUCGUCCUACGCCCAUGAUCACGUAUACCAUUUCGGUAGCAAAUGACGUGACAAAUAACUUUUGUUUUAUACAUUUUGCCAUGAGAUGCGUAUUUCAGGCGCUAGGUAGACAAUUUCACGAUUUUAGGCGAAUUUCCGAAAUUUCAAGGCCGGAGUUGGGGUUGAAGAUGCAAUCCGAUCUCAAAACAAAAAGUUGCAUUGGAAUCAGGAAGUACUAAGGCAACUUUUCCGCACUAUUAGAAAUACCGAAUCGAAAAAAGUCCGGAAUCGACCCACCCUAUUGGGGAGGUGGGUGGAGCACUUUGGGGCAAUUAUAAAGAAGCCACUCUUGCACUAACCACGUUUUAUGUUUCGGGUCGUUAUCCUGGUAAAAUUUGAACGACUCUAAAAAACCAAAUUUUUUUGCGCUACAUUUUAAAUUGGUUUUUAGGAUAUUAAGAUGCUACUCUUUAUUCAUUAUCCCACUAAUAAAUCUAGUUUCCCGGCCCCUUUUGCGCCCAUACACCCCCACACCAUAACGUGGCCAUUGCCAUGCUUUACUGUGGGCCUCAAAUUUUUCGGUUGCAGCUCUUCAUUAGGUUUUCGCCAUACUUUUACACGUCCGUCCGACUCAAAGACCUUGUAUUUUCUCUCAAUUUUUUGGUUUAGAAAUAUAUUCCUUGGUGAAUUUUACAUGUGCUUGUCUAUUUUUUGGUUGCACCAAAGGCUUACGUCGCGCAAUUUGGCCAUUAAAACCCCUAGCAUUAAGGGUUCUUCUGAUAGUAGACGACGAGACCUUUUUACCAAACUCUUCCGCAAUCUCUGUGGCAAUUUUUGGUGCACUUAAGGGUGGGUUUGCGUUUAUUUUUCGUUCGACUGCCUUUUGGUCUCUCUCACUGAGCUUCUUAGGCUUACCUUUUUUCCUUUGCGUCCCAUUAGAAUUAUCUGUCUAAAAUCAAACUAUUUGAAGCAUAUUUAAAUCAGAGUUAAUGUUUAUUUAUAAUACCUUAAACAAAUUUUUCAGAAAAUCACUUUUAGCUCACUUUUUACCCACAUAAACUCCAAGCGCGGGGAAAAAUCGAAUAAUAAUGACGCGUCGUUUUCUAGUAAACUGUAAAUAUUGCACGGUUGCAUUUUAUAGAGUGAUUCAAACAAAAAGUACAGUCAUUAUUUUUUGAUAUUUAAAAAAAGAAUUGUCUCAUUUAAUACUUAUGUAUAUUUAAAAAUAUGCAGGUAUUAAGUUAAAGAAAACUAAAACGGAAUAUUAAUGACUCUGACUGUACAUAUGUAUGCAUUCAAGAAUUUAUCGAUACACUAAUACAUA